Molecule: messenger RNA, 1182 nt
Organism: Blepharisma stoltei
Lineage: Eukaryota; Ciliophora; Heterotrichea; Heterotrichida; Blepharismidae
Source: the annotation of a GenBank genome assembly
AUGUCAGGUCAUGCUGGUCUAAAGUCUUACUAUCUUUCUAAGAUAGAAGACCUGAUGCAUAAGGUUCAGCUCAAAAUGUCAGAAGUAAAACGCCUUGAAGCCCAACGUAACGAAAUGAACAACCAAGUCCGCAAUCUGCGAGAAGAAAUCCAGCUCUUGCAAGAACCCGGUUCCUAUGUAGGUGAAGUCGUCAAGGUCAUGGGGAAGAAAAAAUGUCUCUGCAAGGUAAAUCCCGAAGGAAAAUUCGUAGUCAAUAUAGCUAAAGAUAUCCCACUUGAUAAAUUGACACCAAACACACGUGUCGCUUUGAAAAGUGACUCAUACCAACUUCACAAGAUCUUACCUAGCAAAAUAGAUCCAUUAGUCAGUCUGAUGAAAGUUGAAAAAGUCCCAGACUCCACUUAUGACAUGAUCGGAGGUCUAGAUCAGCAAAUAAAAGAAGUUAAAGAGGUCAUUGAGCUCCCUAUCAAGCAUCCAGAAAUUUUCGAAGCUCUAGGCAUUGCUCAGCCUAAAGGAGUUUUACUAUAUGGCCCUCCAGGAACAGGCAAAACUUUGCUAGCGAGAGCUGUUGCUCAUCAUACUGACUGCACAUUUAUCAGGGUUUCAGGUGCGGAAUUAGUUCAGAAGUAUAUAGGAGAAGGGUCAAGGAUGGUGAGAGAACUGUUUGUGAUGGCCAGAGAGCACGCGCCUUCUAUUAUCUUUAUGGAUGAAAUUGACUCUAUUGGUGGGACAAGAAUAUCUGGAGAGCAUGGAGGAGACUCUGAAGUGCAGAGAACUAUGCUUGAGCUCUUAAACCAAUUGGAUGGGUUUGAGGCUAAUAAAGACAUCAAAGUUAUCAUGGCAACGAAUAGAAUUGAUAUUUUAGAUGAAGCUUUGUUAAGGCCAGGCAGAAUUGAUAGAAAAAUUGAAUUCCCUAAUCCUGAUGAAGACGCCAGGGCACAAAUUUUAAAAAUUCACUCAAGAAAAAUGAACCUAACUAGAGGAAUUGAUUUUAAGAAAGUGGCAAGCAAUAUGAACGGUGCUUCAGCUGCAGAGACCAAAGCUGUUUGCACAGAAGCAGGAAUUUUCGCAUUAAGAGAAAGAAGAGUUCACGUGACUCAAGAGGACUUUGAGUUAGCUGUUGCAAAAGUGAUGAAGAAAGAUACAGACAAGAAUUUAUCAUUUGCUAAGUUAUGGAAGUAG